Molecule: messenger RNA, 1302 nt
Organism: Closterium sp. Naga37s-1
Lineage: Eukaryota; Viridiplantae; Streptophyta; Zygnematophyceae; Desmidiales; Closteriaceae
Source: the annotation of a GenBank genome assembly
AUGGCGGGACCGCAUUCGCGGGCCAGUAGCUCCCCGUUCGCGACACACCAGCGCUCCUUCCUUCUCCACUCAACCACGCAGACUCGCCUCGCGAUCAUCGCCGCGCUGCUAGUCGUCUCCUUCUUUCUCGUCCUCCCUCAAUCCACUCGCGAGCUUCUUUUUCACACCGGCACCUCACCAGAAUCCCUCUCCCCUUCCGCGUUUCCGGGUCGCGAGGCUCCAAAUGCCACGCCAGCCAUGAAUUUCCACGAGGACGCUGACGUGGAGCACGUCACCCGGUCGCCUCUGGUCCCGCUGACGGUGCUUGCUGACCUGGAUGAUGACGGGGCAGUGUGCUUAGAUGGCUCGCCGCCGGCCAUCCAUCUCUCCCCCGGAUGGGGUCGCGGUGCGAACAACUGGCUGAUAUAUCUCGAGGGCGGGGGGUGGUGUAACAGCGAGGAGGAGUGUGCGCAUCGCGCCGCCACCCAUCUGGGCUCGUCCAAGCGCAUGGGGGGACUCAUGGCCUUCGGAGGCAUUCUCUCUCAUGACCCCACAGUCAACCCUGGUGCGUUGAAGGUCAAUCCUGGUGCGUUGAAAGUCAACCCUGGUGCGUUGAAAGUCAACCCUGGUGCGUUGAAAGUCAACCCUGGUGCGUUGAAAGUCAACCCUGGUGCGUUGAAAGUCAACCCUGGCUUCUACAAUUGGAACCUGGUCUUCGUUCGUUAUUGUGACGGUGCCUCAUACCUGGGUGACACAAACGAGCCAGUUCAGACAAACAAUGGUCUCGUCUUUUUCCGGGGGAGGCGCAUCUUCGACGCCGUAACCCGGUACCUCGUGUCCCACCACGGCAUGGGGGCGGCAUCCCUUGUUUUAUUAUCCGGCUGCUCUGCUGGCGGUCUCGCAUCCUUGCAGCACUGUGAUAGGCUGGCGGAGAUUCUGCAGCAAUCCUCCAGCCAAUCAGGAACGAGCGAGAGAGCAGGGGCCGAGGAAGGAAGGGCGGGUGGAGGAGCGGAGGAGAGGGUGAUGGAGGGGAGAGGGCGAGUGGGGGGAGGUCCAGUGGUGAAGUGCAUGGGUGAUGCAGGGUUCUUUUUGGACUCAGAGGAUGUUGGAGGAGUGAGGCGCAUGCGAGAGCGGUUCAAAGCGGUUGUUGAAACUCAGAACGUGUCGCUGCAUGAGCGGUGCACGGCAGCGGCGGCACCACAGGACCACUCUCUGGUCCGCUCCUCUUUGAGGCGCCUCAAAAUCCCCCUCCAACGGCAAUCGUCUCUCUUCCUCCCCUCUCUCCCCUCCCUUCUUGCGCCGUCAGAACGUGUCUUUGCAUGA